Messenger RNA from Sinocyclocheilus rhinocerous, 2965 nucleotides. Its product is annotated as eukaryotic elongation factor 2 kinase-like. Lineage: Eukaryota; Metazoa; Chordata; Actinopteri; Cypriniformes; Cyprinidae. Gene Ontology annotation, molecular function: ATP binding; elongation factor-2 kinase activity; calmodulin binding. The record is from RefSeq and is a predicted model, not a curated record. Gene Ontology annotation, biological process: protein phosphorylation; response to differentiation-inducing factor 1; myosin II filament disassembly. The coding region runs from base 275 to 2371 and encodes 698 amino acids. The transcript is spliced from 17 exons.
UGUGCUGAGUUAUGCGAGGUUGGACGAAUCAACACAAGGGAACAUUUGCUCGCAGGCCAGAACACGUACUGCGCAUUUCUGCAGAUGCACAGUAAACCUGUCACUGUCCAGUGUGCUUGAGACACAGCCGCAGCUGAAACUUCCCUUCAAACCUGUUUUUAUACAGUCUAUGGUUCAAACGCGCAAUUCUUUGUUGAAUUGGCUUCCUUUUUAGAAAGGGCGUGAAGGCGAUUCGAGAUAAGAGAGAUUUUGGUGCACAACACAGUGGGACAUCAUGGCUGAGGAGGAGCUCAUGUUUAAUAUGGAGGAGGUGGGAAGUCCUCGGGAUGGACCUAGAUGUGCUAAGGGAAGAGUGGCUUUCCAAGAUUCCAAUGCAAGUGAUGAUGAUGAUGAAGAUGAUGAUGAAGAUUACCUCCGUAUCUGCCCCAUCACUGACGACCCCAUAAGCCCAACCAAAGGCUUCUUUGACUACCCAAAGGACGUCUUUAGCAACCAGCAGCUUUCGAAUUCAUUGCCCAAAAACUCCUUCACAUACAGGUGUAAACAUGUGUUCUUGUUCUUUAGAUACAAUGCGGUUACUGGUGAAUGGGCAAAAGAUGAAAUAUUUAUCAAGGUUUCCUCUCAGUCAUUUGGAAAAGGAGCCAUGAGGGAAUGCUAUAGAUCGAAGAAGUUGUCAAACUUUUCCCACAGCAGCAACUGGAAAUCAGCCUCAAACUAUGUGGCUAAGAGAUACAUGGAGACCGUGGACAGAGAUGUUUACUUUGAGGAUGUGAGGUUACAAAUGGAGGCUAAAUUAUGGGGCGAGGAGUUCAAUCGCCACAGGCCUCCUAAACAGGUUGACAUCAUGCAGAUGUGCGUUGUGGAAAUGACUGGUCGCCCUGGGAGCCCUUUAUUUCACCUGGAACACUACAUUGAGGGGAAGUACACAAAGUACAAUUCCAACUCUGGUUUUGUGAGGGACGAUAACAUACGGCUUACACCCCAGGCAUUCAGUCAUUUCACAUUUGAGCGCUCUGGACACCAGCUGAUAGUGGUGGACAUUCAGGGUGUUGGGGACCUUUACACAGACCCUCAGAUCCACACUGAGAAGGGGACUGACUUUGGAGAUGGCAACCUAGGUUUGCGUGGCAUGGCUCUUUUCUUCCACUCUCACCUGUGUAAUAAGAUCUGUAGGAGUAUGGGCCUCACUCGCUUUGACCUGUCCCCUUCUGAAACUGCACAAUUGGACUGCACCAACAAAUUGCUGCUGUCAGCUCAGACUGUCCUCCGUGGAUGUGAAGAGCAUUGUGGUUCGCCCAGGGUCCGGACGACCUCUCUCGGCCACAUGCCUGUUCUCCUCUCACGGCUCUCUGAGACUUUCUCGGUUGAUGAAAGCAGUGACACAGACUCGGUUCCCUGUUCUCCACUUAGUAUGGGCAUCUCUGCAGGCCGAUCACCCAUGGGCUGGUCAUUCAUGUAUGAAAUGAAUGAGGCACAUCGAGCUAACACAGAUCACAAGGACUCAGAGAAUGGAGGAGACAGUGGUUACCCCAGUGAGAAACGCAGUGAAGGAGACUCAGUCGAGCAUCACAGUCAGGGACGUCCCUUCUACAACAGACAUUGCUCAGAAUCGGAUGAGGACAGUGUUCGUCGGCUGACAGAAGAAAAAUUGAGUUUUUACCAUUCAUCUCGCUCCCACAUACACAGACCUUCCUGUGUGGCAAUGGAAGUAGAGAGACUUAACACUAUGAUUCUCGAAAAGAAAAUUGGUAAAUCCAUCCUAGGCAAGGUACAUCUAGCCAUGGUUCGCUACCACGAGGCCGGGCGCUUUUGUGAGAAGGAUGCACCAUGGGACCAGAUUUCUGCAAUGUACCAUUUGGAAAGGGCUGCCAUGUGUGGGGAGCUUGAGGCUAUAGUUGCCCUUGGCCAAUGUUACCUUCAGCUGCCACAUCACAUUCUACCAGAGAUCGAAUUAGAGGCAUCUGAGGAAAACAGCAAGAAGGGUUUCCGCUUUCUGCUGAAGGCCGCUGAGGCAGGAGACCGGCCGAGUAUGAUUCUAGUAGCACGAGCAUUCGACACUGGUUUGAACCUCCCUUCUGACAGGGUUAUAGACUGGAAACACGCCAUGCACUGGUAUGACUUUGCCCUUAAGAUGACAGACUACGACGAGGGGGGAGAGUUUGAUGGGAUAAAAGAUGAGCCGCGCUACCUUCUGUUGGCACGAUUGGCUGAGAUGUACCAGGAGGGAGGGCACAACUUGGAUGCAGACCCCCAAAGAGCAGGUGAUCUUUUCACUGAGGCUGCUGAUGCAGCUAUGGAGGCCAUGAAGGGCAGACUGGCCAAUCAGUACUACAUGAAAGCAGAGGAAGCAUGGUCUAUGAUGGAAGAAUAAAAGUGCUGGUGUGCAAAAAAAGCAUGAAAACGGUUCCUAUUGUGCACCCAGCCCCUGUUUACAUGCUGUUUUCAAUGCCUUAUGUUUUCCUUGGGUCCCUUUGACUUAAGAGAAAUAAUGUUGAUAUUAGAUCAGUUUUCUAAUGAAUGUGACAAGGGCAUAUGCUGAUUGCAGAUCAAAAAUAUACUGAGGUGCUAAAUACACAUACUCUCCUGGUUAAUUUUUCUUUAAGAACAGUUGCACAGUGUCUGCAGCCUGUUCAGGUUGCUUCAUGGGAAUACGUGCAUUACCUGUCAAUAAUUUCUUUCUCUUGUUUCUGAAAAGGACAACUGGUUGUUUCUUUAAUAAACAUGUUGUGACUGUUAAAAAUGGUAUCACCGAUGAUUGAACUUACUUCAGUAAAAUUAAUUUGCUAGUAUUGCUAGAUCUGAUGUCUAAGAACAUUAAGCAUCAUUAGCUAUUGCUGUGAGUUUGAACAUGUUUUGUGUAGACUGUCAAAAACCUUUCAUAAUUCACCAUGAUCAAGGAGUGCAGAAGUGAGUGUGAUCAUUUUUGAUGGUUGUUUUUCAAAUGAGAACAAGAUUACAAAGAAAC